This is a messenger RNA of Rhodamnia argentea, 1952 nucleotides long. RefSeq names its product SAC3 family protein C. The transcript is spliced from 9 exons. The coding region runs from base 90 to 1475 and encodes 461 amino acids. Gene Ontology annotation, cellular component: transcription export complex 2; cytoplasm; nucleus. The record is from RefSeq and is a predicted model, not a curated record. Gene Ontology annotation, biological process: mRNA export from nucleus. NCBI's taxonomy places the organism in Eukaryota, Viridiplantae, Streptophyta, Magnoliopsida, Myrtales, Myrtaceae.
AGUGGACUUGUUUUUGUGGAAGCCCCCCUUUCUUGUUGGUUGAUGUUUCAAUUCAAUCCCCGAUCGAGGGAGAAAUUCUCUCGUAGACCAUGGAGAGAAGGCAGAAGAACCAGCAGCAGCAAAACCCUCGUCGCAACCCAUUGUCUUCUUCUUCUUCGUCUUCUUCAAGCCACUCAUCCAACCGCAAGUCGCGCUAUCGACCUCCUAACAGGGCUAGUGGCGAUGCUCGAGCGCGUCAUCGGGAAGAUUCGGGCCUCGAUUCCGGAGACGCGACGACCUGGGACGAGCCUCGAAGUCUCGCGAGAUCGAUCGAUGAGCGUGCCUCUGCGGCCGGCACUAGAAGCUCAAUGGGCAUUCGGGAGCAGCAAGAACAGCACCAGCAUCAUCAAGAUGGAGAGAAUGCGCGAGACUCUCGUGAAUUCGCGUCCGCGGUUGGGACUUGCCCUUACAUGUGCCCUGGUAUGGGGGAGAUGGCCCAGCGUGAACGGUUACGCGAUUUAGCUGUGUUUGAGAGGUUGCAUGGUAAUCCGGCUAAAACAUCUCCCGAACUUGCUGUCAAAAAGUUUUGCAGAACAAUAUCCACGAGGCAUGUGCAGUUAUCGGAUAUUCGACCUCUCUCAGUGCUGGGAAGCACUCUAGACUACCUUAUGAACUUGAUGAAUUCUACACCAGAGCCUUUUGAAACAGUUCAUGACUUCAUAUUUGACAGAACACGUUCCAUAAGACAAGACCUGAGCAUGCAGGAUAUUCUUGACAAGAGAGCGAUUCAUAUGUAUGAGAAAAUGGUUAAUUUUCAUGUCAUUUCUCACCACAAGCUUAGACUCAGUAGCAGUGGACCCAACAGUUUCAAUAUCUCUUCAUUGCAUCACCUCAAUAUGGAGCAGCUAGCAAAGGUGUUGACAUCUUUAUACAAUCUUUAUGAUCUGAAUCGAGAUCAUAACUCUAUGCACAAGAACGAACCAGAGUAUCGCUCACUUUAUGUGCUGCUUUGUCUAAAUUCCGAAAGCCUUCCAGAGGGUGAGAGACUUUCUCUGUGGUUCCGUCGUGUGCCUACACCUGUUAUCAAGUCUAAAGAAAUGACUUUUGCCAGAAGAAUUUUGAGAUACUUCAGGACGGACAAUUAUAAGUGCUUCUUUAGUACCAUAGCAGCUGAGGCCUCCUAUCUACAGUAUUGUGCCCUCGAACCUUAUAUAGAUAAGGUUCGAGCUCUGGCUGUUUUACUCAUUAAUAAUGGUGGCUACAAGCUUCAUCCAUACCCCAUAGCGCAUCUGUCUAAUCUCCUGAUGAUGGAGGAAUCAGAGGUGGAGUCAUUCUGCAUCGCAUGUGGCCUUGAGACCUCCUUGGACGAGCAGGGAAAUAAGGUUUUACCCACCAAACAGCCGGCCUUCAAUCAUCCAAAGGCAGGACAUGGGAAGUAUGGCUUUUCAGGUUUCGAAAAUAUUUGCAGGGGGAGAGAAGCUGAAGAGAAAGUCUGAACAUUGAUCAUUCAUCUAGGGCGAACUCGCUCUUUCAGGACUCUCUAAAUUGCUGGCAAGACAAAUUCAAAAGCGUGGGAUCUUCUAUGACCAUUUGAUAUCUUCAGCCUUCAGGUGACAAAGAUCCAGCCUGAGAGGCAAAAGUCAGUAUCCAUCUCACCUGUUCUCAUCGCUUGCCAUCCCAAAGAGCUCUUAAAAUUGAUUCAGCUCUAGGGUGUACUCCAGGGUACCCUUUUGGCUGACUGACAAUCCUCAGUUCAUCUCCGAGUCUACUAGAAUAAAGCAAGAAGCUACCUACCUUUCAAAUUGUUGCUGUAACUAUAGGCACUUUAGAAAAAUGGUUUGAUCUGAAUCUUCGAUAUGUUUGUGUCACAUCUGUCAGCUGUACGUUUGUGAAGUACAUGACUGCCCCAAGAGUUCGACUUUAUGUAUCUCCGUACUGUGCUAAUAACGGAUUAGUCUUCCUUGUCUUGGUUA